This is a messenger RNA of Trichobilharzia szidati, 1966 nucleotides long. The record is from the annotation of a GenBank genome assembly. Lineage: Eukaryota; Metazoa; Platyhelminthes; Trematoda; Strigeidida; Schistosomatidae.
GGAUAUUGAAAAUAGCAUGGCCUUUGUGUAAGCGCGUUGUUUCGUUUUAGUUCACAAAUAUGGUUCUUGAGCAUCAGUUUCUGAGAGGGUGUCUUUCUGCUUCAGAAUAUAUUCAUUUCCGAGGAUUUUAAAGCUCCAACACUACAGAGUUUAAAUCACCUUUGUAAUAUUGUGGAAUUUAUAGGGGCAAUCAACAACUAUGGCUUUUUAUGAAGACCUUAAAGCCACUCUACCUUGCGUUACCCAGUCUAGUCCACUUAAUUGGAUUGAUUGUCAGUCGACCGACACUUAUCCCACUGAUGUUUACCGUGGUGAUAUAACCUUUUCAAAUUUAUUCUCAGAAGAUAUUCUAGUACAUUCAUCUACUAAUGUCCAUCCAGUUAUAUCUUCUGCUGCUGCUGCUACUGACGACGGCGAUGAUGAUGAUGGUGAUGCGAAUAUGUUAUGUACACUUCAACGUGGAACAUGUAAUAAAAGCAUGGAUACAAAUCUGUCAGAGUGUGAUCAUAGUAAAAAAUGUCGAUCAUAUUCAGAAUAUGAAUUAUUCCCAAUUAAAUUACGUCAUUAUGAUGAUGAAGAUUAUAAAAGUCAUCGUCAUUCAUUGUAUCCAAGUAAGCAUCAGCCGGGCAAACAUUUAAUAUCUCGUAAAUGUCGUCGUAUUAAAGAACAGUUUUUAACCAUACGUGAAACAGAUAAAACAAAUAAUAAUAAUAAUUUUUCAUCAAACAAUAAUUUAUUUAACCCAUUGCCCUGUGAAAAUUCAACAGAUCUCUUAUCCUCCAUACCUAUUGAAAUUGAUGAACAAAAUACAGAACCAUUUAUUACAAACUUAAUUUCCAGUGAUUAUUCUCAUUCAAAUGAUGAAAUGAGUACAACACCAAUAACUUAUGAAACAAAUGAACAGUUUGCGACAAGAACAAGAACAACUAUUAUACAUAAUGAUGACGAUAAAUAUUCAAUCAUCUCUGUAAUGAAUAGUUAUCAGUUAGAUCCAGCUAGUCCAUCAUUGGCUGAUAAAGCCUGUACUCUAUCCCAGCUGGCUAAAAGUCGUCGUUACAUAAUCGAUUCAUGGUGUAUUCUACCUGUGAGUAAUCAAAAAAUUCAUUCCAAUAUCUUUUUAUCAAAUGAUACAAUAUUAGGCAAACAUUCACCUUCGUCUGCCUCGCCUUCCGCCUAUUCUUCCUGGUCCUCCGCCUCCUCCUCACCAUCAUCGUCUUCAUCACCAGCAUCACCAUCGCCAUCAUCACUAAUCUCAUCUCUGUCUGCAUUGAAUGUAAACUGUGAUUCUUCAAUUUAUAGAAGUUCUUUAAACUUGUUAAAAUCAUCCAGCUCUUCCUAUAUUCAUUAUCGUGAUCAUCCAAUGAAUUCGUUAGAUCAUAUUAGAAAAAUUCGAAGAAGAAGUAAACGACGUAUUCGCCCACUGAGUUCAUUUUUCCAGCCAAGUUUAACUAAAGUUAGUGAAGAAGGCUCAUCUAUAUCGUCGUCUACAGAUAGUGGAUCAGAUUCACUUCCCUCGGAUACACAACAAGACACUAUCAAAGACAAUAAUAGUAAUGAUUUCAAAGAAUUACAAGAUUUAUUCCCUUCCUCGUCAAUAUCAAUCUACGAUUAUAAGCAGCGGCAUGAUUCCCCUUCAGACUGUCAGUCAAAUCCAUCUAACAAGUCUUUUGAGAUAUCACCUCCUCAAAACUUGCUAUCUUCUAUAGAAACAUCAAAAAUCAAUGACAUUCAGCAUUGUGGUGACACUGCUGAUCCAAUUACUCAACACUAUGAUGGAGAAUUAAACAAACCCUUGGAAGUGACAACUCAUAAUUUAAAUCAAAACAAUUCCUAUGAUAAUAAUGAUGAAAAUAAUCGUGAUGUAAUGGUUGAUACUAUCGCAGGUGAUCACGUCAUAAGCAAUAACUGUGAUAAUGAUGCGACUGAAGGUGACAAAAGUAGUCGUGAGCUGUUUCCCAGCAUAUAG